CCCUAGAGCGGCUCUGGCUAGCUUUGCCCCCCGUGGGGGGUGAAAGCCAGAAGACCUCGAGAGACGCCCCUGGCUCGGUUGCCGUCGUCGAAUCUCCGAAUCGCCUGUUCUCACUCCCAAUCCCGUCCCGGAUAUCGGGGUUUAAAAGCCCAGUUCCCUGGGCUCUGGGACCUGGAUGUGUUCCUUGCGUCCUGCCAUGAGCCGCAACGUCCAGCCCCGCAGCCCGGGCCUGCUGCUCCCUGCCGCCCGAGGCUCCCCAUCCAAGCGCCUCCUGGACGGCGACGAGGCAGCCGCGGUGGCGGCCAAAUGCCUACGGCUGUCCGAAUGCCCGAACCCUCCGGACUACCUCAGCCCUCCCAGCUCCCCCUGCACUCCCCCGCCCGCGCCCUCGCCCUCGGCGCCCGGCGGCAGCGCUCCAGGACCCAGCCGAAUCGCCGGCUACCUUCUGUUGCCUCUAGCCGAACGGGAGAAUGUGUCCCGGGCGCUGAGCAUCCACACUGGGCAGGAGUUGCGCUGUAAGGUGUUCCCUAUUAAACACUACCAGGACAAAAUCCGGCCUUAUAUCCAGCUGCCAUCUCACAGAAACAUCACAGGGAUUGUUGAAGUGAUUCUCGGGGACACAAAGGCAUAUGUCUUUUUCGAAAAGGACUUUGGGGACAUGCACUCCUACGUGAGAAAUCGGAAAAGGCUUAGGGAAGAGGAGGCCGCCCGGCUCUUCAAGCAGAUCGUCUCUGCAGUUGCCCACUGCCACCAGUCUGCCAUUGUGUUGGGUGACUUAAAGCUCAGGAAAUUUGUCUUCUCCACUGAGGAGAGGUGAGUGUGACAGCUAAUGUUGUAUAACUUUUCUGCAUUUGCAAUGAAUUUUCAUGUUGAUCCUGUUAGUUCAGAUUUCCAGUUUAAAAAAAAAACUGUUAUACCAGAUUUAUUAUUUAAGAGACCCAACACACACUGUCCCUUGCCCCAAUUAAAAAAAAAUGCAACCUUUUGUUUAUCUUCAACUCUCUUAGAAGAUCUAGGAAAUAGUUUGAAUGGAUAAAAUAUGAUUAUAGAACCUUUCCCUUCCAAAAUCACAAAUGAUGUCAGGCCACAAGUAUGUAGCAUAAAAAGCACGUCUUUAUGAUAUAGCUAUUUAUUACUCUUUUAUAGCAUUCCGUCUCAUGGGGGAACUUUUCAAAGAGUUGUGGGCUUUUGGAAAGGAUGGAUG
This is a messenger RNA of Gracilinanus agilis (Agile Gracile Mouse Opossum), 1204 nucleotides long. RefSeq names its product tribbles pseudokinase 1 (gene TRIB1). Gene Ontology annotation, biological process: protein phosphorylation; positive regulation of proteasomal ubiquitin-dependent protein catabolic process; regulation of MAP kinase activity. The transcript has 2 exons. Gene Ontology annotation, cellular component: nucleus. Lineage: Eukaryota; Metazoa; Chordata; Mammalia; Didelphimorphia; Didelphidae. The coding region runs from base 176 to 817 and encodes 213 amino acids. The record is from RefSeq and is a predicted model, not a curated record. Gene Ontology annotation, molecular function: protein kinase activity; ATP binding; mitogen-activated protein kinase kinase binding.